This is a messenger RNA of Hypoxylon fragiforme, 2093 nucleotides long. RefSeq lists its product as uncharacterized. The record is from RefSeq and is a predicted model, not a curated record. NCBI's taxonomy places the organism in Eukaryota, Fungi, Ascomycota, Sordariomycetes, Xylariales, Hypoxylaceae. The transcript has a single exon. The coding region runs from base 1233 to 1577 and encodes 114 amino acids.
GACUGCCGAAUGUCGGUACCCGACGAUAAAAUACAUAGGUAGGUAUUACCCACCGGCCAGCCUACAUACCUACCUACCUACCUAGGUUAGGUAUGUAAGGUAUCCAUAUCCCAUACGUUACAGCCGCAAGAUCGCAAUCUGUUUGCCCCCUUCUACGGCUACCGAGAUAGAUAUCCACCCGUCGUCAGCCGUUAUUAUUCGUGUCCCCAUACCUCCUAACCCCCGAACUCCUAAAUCAAAAGAUCGAUCUAGAAACAUGGUGGUUUUGUUUCAUCGGCAAGAUCCUGUAGGCGGGGACGAUAUCGAGAGGGUGCUCGAGAGGGUGCAGACGAUUCUGUGGUUUGGUGGGUGUGCACAGUAGGGAGACAGGCAGGCAGAUGGCUACCUAAUACAGAGACGUCAUCUGGAUGUUUCACAUAUAUAGUUUCAAUGUUUGUGUAUGUAUGUAUGUAGGUAGGUAGGUAGGUAUCUGGCAUUACUAGGUAUCUACCUAGUACUGAAUACAUACAUAGGUACUACAUUCCUACCUAGAUGUAGGAAUUGCUCGCUUCUUACAGCACUUCAUUUAUCUAUCCUCUUACGGAGUCCGAGUCCCUGACUAUGUGCUAUGGAGGCACAGACUACAGGUGACGCCAUCGCUGGGCCGUUCAUAAUAUAUAUAGAUUUGCAACGGGAAUCGCCGGCAUGUCCGCGCCGUGGGCUGGCGCCGGCGGUGGGGUAGGACGUUACGGCUGAGCACAUCUAAUAUAAAAUGGGGGCCGUCUGUGUUUGUGUAUACGGACUAGGUAGGUCGGCAGGAAUCUGGAAAGGAUUCCUUCUUUCGGUGAACCGGGCUGCUUAACCUAGGUAGGUAGGUAGGUACUUACUUACACUACAUACUAGAUAGAGACAAGUAGCCCUUGUGUACCUAUCUAUGUAGCUGUAGAAUGAACUGCCUACCUGCUAUCAUGUUAUUUAGGUAGAUAUAUCAAGUGUAGUCUACCUCAUCUGCGGCUUUGAGACAUAUGUAGGAAGGCUUACUUACACUAGAGUCUAGAAUGUGUUACGUACUUAGCGAAAUAUCUAACGAAUGCAACAUUAGGCUGACACGAACGAUGGGAAAAACUACCGACGAGGCUCCUUGAUUGGAUCGUCUAAGAUCGACGCACGAUGACGAUCGCGAGCGUUGCUGUGCCUCCUGUCCAAUGGCGUGAUAGGUGGCUUUCGAGCCGCCCGUGCUAUCCUUACUAUGUAUGGAGUUGAUGGUGUUGUGUGUGUGUAUCAGAUUGUACUGGGUUUUACCUCCAAUGGCGCAUUGGCAACUGUCAUGUUCUCUUCUUUUGUUUCUUUCCUGGUUGACAAGAGUAACUAUUCCGGUCUUCCGAUUCUUAUGUCACUGUGUCCUUCGGUACUUGGUAACCUACCAACCUAUGUUUAGAAAUGAUAAUACCUCCCGCUACCUACACGUCAGCAUGUGCCCCAUACAAAAGACGCCAGCAGAAGUGGAGUUGAGCAGAAUAAAUGCCCACGAAUUGCCAGAUUCUGCAAAAGGACGGAUAUUUUCUCCAUGUAUCGGAUGGGUGCUGAUCUUCAGAUGAUCGCAGAUUUGUGUUAGUAACUGACUACAACUCAUCGCGACAGCCUGCGCGGGGACAAUUCAUCCGCCAGCCUUGUAAGGAUCUAAAAUGACGAUGUCCAUGAAGAUUGCGAUUCGCUUGUGCUAAGAGUCUAAGACUGUGUGACAAGAAGAGCUAAAACUGUCGGAUUGCCAGUGGCACAGUGCAGUGGGUGGUCUGUGAUUUACUGGACACUUGGAUGUGGAGUAUCAUUUCACCUACAAUCCAGUGUGAUGUGAUGUCUUGUCUCCUUUAGCACAAGGCAAUUCGGGGCCUUCUCUUGCGUCAACUCAUAUCCAUGAUAAGUUAGCUACUAGUGUAGUUAAAUAUACCCAGAGCGGGAGACAUGGGGAAUUGGGGAUAGGAUAAGAUAGGAUAGGAUAGGGAGCAUAAAGAAUUGACUAGUGGGACCUUGGGACCUUGGUCUAGAGCAUAAUAAAUUCCCCUUAACAGCUGGGCGAACAGCUGGGCAACUUUCAAAGAUAAGAUGAACUGAAG